AUGCGGCUGCUGCAGGGCGGGCUGGGCUUCCUGCUGCGCUCGGGGAUCCGUCGCGGGCCCGGACAGCCUCUCUACCAGCAAGGCCAGAGCCCCUCGCCGCGCACCCGCGAGUACUUCUACUACGUCGACCACCAGGGACAGCUUUUCCUGGAUGACGCCAAAGUCAAGAACUUCAUCACUUGUUUCAAAGACAAGCAGUUCCUGGUCUUCUUCUUCAAGCAGCUCAAGCUGAACCGCAGCGGCCGCUACGAGGACUCCUUCCCUUACCUGUCGCCCUGCGGCCGGGAGCACAACUACCUCCGUUGCGACGACCGGCCCGUGGUCUUCACCCACCUCCUGGAAGGGCCCUCGGGCCAGCCGCUGCUCUCCUUCUGCGGGGGCGCCGACCGCCUGGCCGUACCCUUCCAGCCGGAGAAGCUGGUCAUGCUGCCCGAGAACGGGCGGGUCUAUCACCCGGGGCCGGAAAAGACCGGCGGAGUGGGGCUGGUCAAGUCAUCCUUGGCCUUUGAGCUGAGCCCCGGCUUCGAGUACCAGGAUGGAGCCGGUCAGCAGCCCACUCACUUCCGCUGGCAGGAGAAGAGGUACGCUCUCACCAACGAGCUGCUGCCCUUGAUCUGA
Messenger RNA from Protobothrops mucrosquamatus (brown spotted pit viper), 618 nucleotides. RefSeq names its product chromosome unknown C8orf82 homolog (gene CUNH8orf82). The coding region runs from base 1 to 618 and encodes 205 amino acids. Lineage: Eukaryota; Metazoa; Chordata; Lepidosauria; Squamata; Viperidae. The record is from RefSeq and is a predicted model, not a curated record. The transcript is spliced from 3 exons.